Molecule: messenger RNA, 747 nt
Organism: Paralichthys olivaceus (Japanese flounder)
Lineage: Eukaryota; Metazoa; Chordata; Actinopteri; Pleuronectiformes; Paralichthyidae
Gene: mrpl33
Product: mitochondrial ribosomal protein L33
Biological process (GO): translation
Cellular component (GO): ribosome; mitochondrion
Molecular function (GO): structural constituent of ribosome
Source: RefSeq, a predicted model, not a curated record
CCGGAAGUCUUUGUUGAACCGGACGUUGUAAAUCCUCAAUGUGACUUACGGUGGUCAACACUGUAAUGAUUUACACUGUGUGACUGUAGCAGGUUAGAGUCUGCAAAAUGUUUCUUACCACAGUAAAUUUGGCCAAGGCAAAAUCGAAGACCGUCCUGGUGCAGAUGAUGAGCGCAGCAGGCACAGGUUACUGCUUCAACACCAAGAGGAACCGUCUCCGAGACAAGAUGGUGCUGCGCAAACACGAUCCCAUCGUGAACAAGCAUGUCCUUUUCAUUGAGAAGAGGAAAAUCAGAUCAAUUUAACAGUGAAGAAAAAUAAAUGGACAACAUAAACCUUCAAGGUUUAAACAGACAAUUUCUAUUGUCUUGGAUGAUGAUGGAUGUGUGAAAAUGUGUGGUUGGCUGGCCGACAUGAGUGCAGAGGGUUUCUUCUGCACCAAUUCAUCAUGAUGCAAACACAGGCGGAGCUUCAAAGUCUUCAUCCCCUCUAUCACCACUUCACACAAGAAUACUUUGUCUUUUCAGCAGAUUUAUUGUGUACAGAAAUGUAGCAAUGAUAAUGAUUCAGUCUUGUUUUGUAGAUCACAAAUAUUCCAACCAAGGAAAUGUUCUUGAACUACAACAAAUGAGAUCUAUUUGGAGUUGGUCAAUCAAUUACAUCCCAUAGAAGGAUUUUUUGUUAAGAUUCUUGUGAAUUAUUAAACUGUUUAAAAUGAUUGAGAUUAAAAGAAGUUGUGCAAAAAAU